UGGAGGCUACAGAAGAGCUCAGUUGCUCUCCUCUCAGUCUGAGAGGAGACUGCUGUUUUUUCUUCUUCUUCUUCUUUAAAGUUGCUGCUGCCCCUCCUGUGCUAGACAUCAGACGGAGUUACCACAGAAUUGUCCACCCUCUCCUACUCUUCCGUACCCACUCCUGUGCCCUUAUCUCCGCGCCCCGGUGGAAGCGCCAUGCCGGUGGUCGGCGUCGCCUCCAAGCUCAGGCAGCCCUCCGCGGCGGGCAGUAAGCCGGUGCACACGGCGCUCCCCAUCCCCAGCGCGGUCAGGGCGGCCGCCUCGCAGGGCUACGCCGCCCGGCAGCAGGAGCUCGGUGCUGGGCUCUCCUGCCAGCUGUCCAUCAAGUCCGGGUACCAGAGGACACCUGAGGGGAAGUCCAGAGCAGAGACGGAGGAGAGCAAGAUCUGCAAGAUUUACACAGACUGGGCCAACCACUACCUGGCCAGGUCUGGCUGUCAGCGCCUCAUCAAGGACCUGAGCCAGGACGUCACCGAUGGAGUCCUGCUGGCACAGAUCAUCCAGAUCAUAGCCAAUGAGAAGGUGGAGGAUAUCAAUGGCAGCCCCAGGAGUCAGUCGCAAAUGAUCGAGAAUGUCGACGCCUGCCUCAGCUUCCUGGACGCCAGAGGAGUGAAUGUGCAAGGGCUCUCGGCAGAAGAGAUCAGGAAUGGCAACCUGAAGAGCAUCCUGGGCCUCUUCUUCAUCCUGUCGCGCUACAAGCAGCAGCAGCAGCAGCAGCAGCAGUACUACCAGUCCCUGGUGGAGCUCAGCCAGCAGAGCAGCAGCAGCAGCGGCGCGCCGACCGCCGGCAGCCCCAAGGCGCAGGAGAUGCAGUCCAGUCUCACAGCGCGAUAUGCAAGUCCUCCGGCCCACAGUGGAAUAGGGUCACCACAGAAGAAGAACACAAGGUUGCCAGGCCCCUCCAGAGUACCUGCUGCAGGCGGCGGGUCCUCCAGGAGCCCGGGCUCGUCCAACCUCAACCGUCGCAGCCAGAGCUUCAACAGCAUCGACAAGAGCAAGCCUCUCCAGUAUGCCAGCGGCAACGACAGAGAAGCAAUGAGGGGUAUCCCAGUACCCGGCGGGAUGAACGGGAGCGGUACUGGCGGGACGGUCCCCACCAGCCUCAGUGGGCAGCAGCUGGCCUCUGCCAUCCCCUCGCACGCUGCCGGCAAGUCCUGGCGCAGCAAGUCCAUGAACCUCAAGCACAGCGCCACUUCGUCCAUGCUGGCAAGCCCCACGCACUCCCCCACGCACUCACCCCAGGCCUCCGAGGGCCUUCACCCGCACGGAGGCGACGGGUCAAAAGUCGGGUCGGCCGGCGGUGGCGGACCCCAGAGGUCAAUGUUGGAGAAGUUCCGCUUGAUCAACCCCAGGUCGGCUUCACGUGCGUCUCCGUCGGUGGCGGAGAUGUCUCUGCGGGAGGAGGACGACAUGUUGGAGUACGGCGAGGAGGAACUGACGCCCACGGGGUCGGUGUGCAGCAGCAGCGGUAACAGCGCUACGGCCAAGCAGAUGUCUACCAAGACCACAGCGCCGUGCCUCGCUGCACCAAGCAGGACCUCCUCUUCCUCCAACCCUUCAUUUUCAAAAGCGUCCGCCAACGGCAGCAGGUCCGUCGCCUCGUCCAAAGACAAGGAGGACAGAGGCCGAUCGGGGAGAUCCUCUAAAGACAGCUCGCCACCCAAAGAGGAGCGCGAGUCAUUCGCCGACCCCACCAAGAAGACCUCUAAAAUUGCCAGCCUCAUCCCCAAGGGGGGGAAGCCGUCAUCGGGAAAGAAAGACGGAGGCACCUCCUCGGCUACCAGCAGCAUCCCCAAGUCGGGUCUCAAAGCUCCCUCCGCUACGACGUCCAAGCCUCAGAGCCAGGCCAGCUUGAACAGCAGCGGCAACAUGCGCGGUGGAGAGGGGGACCGGGCCAAGCUGACGAAAGGGGGGCAAGGCGGUAGUUUCUACAUACAGCGCCCCGGUGGGGGUCCAGAGGGCAGGAGGACCAGCAUGACGUCCUCCACCAGCACCUCAGCCCUGUCUGGGUCCAGUGGAAUAAUGGGAGGAGGAGGAGGAGCUCUCGGAGGGAACGGAGUGGUUCAGCUUCCGCAGCAGCAACAGCACAACCACCCCAAUACUGCCACUGUGGCCCCCUUCAUGUACAGGACAUUCUCAGAAAACGACUGCACCAUGGUGGCCCCAACCGACCCCUGCCUCAGCCCCACCAAGGGAGAGCUGGUCUACAGCAAGACAGCCAAACAGUGCCUGGAGGAGAUAUCAGGAGAGGACCCUGAGACGAGACGCAUGAGGACGGUGAAGAACAUCGCCGACCUGCGGCAGAACCUGGAAGAAACCAUGUCCAAUCUUCGGGGGACACAGAUCAGCCACAGUACACUAGAAACCACCUUCGACACCACGGUGACCACCGAGGUCAAUGGGCGGAGCCUACCAGCCCUCACCACGCGCUCCUCCCCCAUGGCCUGGCGUCUGGGCCAAACACAAACCCCACGCCUCCAGGCGGGCGACGCCCCUUCAAUGCCCAGCAGCUACGCUGCGCCCAGAGCGAGCACGACGAGCGCUGGCACCACCACCGGGCGCUACAGCGGGCACUCGGACCCCUCCAGGUUGGUGUACAGCGCCCCGCUGAGGCGAGCGGCGGCCGGGGGCAGAGGGGCGGAGCAGGGGGAGAGGGCAGGAGGAGGGAAGCAGAUGGAGAUGGCAGGGUACGUGAGUGAUGGGGACAUCCUAGGGAGGAACGGCCGGACGGAUGAGAUACCAAGCGGAUACCUCACUGACGGCGGCCUGCAUUUGUAUGCGCGGAACGCGGGCCGAGCCUCCGACCCCGGCACCCCUUCUCGAGAAGCGUCCCAGAGAGGCAGCAAAGAGAUGCAGGGAGACAUAGACAGUUGGGACGACAGCAGCUCUGUGAGCAGCGGCCUGAGUGACACACUAGACAACAUCAGCACCGAUGAUCUGAACACGCCCACCUACUCCGGCGCCAGCUCAUCGCGAAAAACCAAGGGAGUGCAGUCCCAAAAAGGAAGCAGGUCCAAACAUGCAGAGCAAGAGGUGAGCAGCAGCUGGGCCGGAGCCGAGGACCUGAAGAAGGUGGAGGAAGAGCUGGAUGCCAGCAUGGACCCCGGCAGCGGCUCCUCGCGCUGGAAGCCCUCCUCGUCCUCCUCUUCCGCUCAAGCCCAGAGUCAGUACGAGGACGCCGGGCAAAAGGCCGCCCAGACGGGCUCGUGGAGGAGGGGCAUGACGGCCCAAGUGGGCAUCACGCCGCCCAGGACCAAGGGUACCUCCGCUGUUAACAAAACACCAGGCAAAACUGAUGACGCUAAGGCCUCGGAGAAGGGCAAGGCGCCUUCCAAGAGUUCAGCUGCCAUCCAGCGCUCACCCUCUGAUGCCGGAAAGAGUAGUGGAGAUGAAGGUAAGAAACCUCCCUCCGGCAUCGGACGCCCACCCACCACGGCCUCUUUUGGAUACAAGAAGAUCCCAGGUUCCAGCGGUGGCACCCUUAUUACCUCGAGCGGGGCGACACUGGCCAGCGGCUCAGCCACCCUGGGCAAGGCACCCAAGUCCUCAGCUGCCCUCGGCAAAGGCACAGGCAUCGGCGGUGUGCGCAAGACCAGCUUGGACGGCACACAGCCUGAGGACGACGGCGUCCUGCUCAGCUGCAGCGCCUCCAAAGUGACCUUGCAGUACCGCUCUCUGCCCAGACCGGCCAAAACCCCCAGCGGAGCGGCAGCGGGCCGCGGCGGGCACCGCUCCAGCUCCAGCAGCAUCGACUCCAACGUCGGCAGCAAGCCAGCCGGGGGGGCAGCGACACAGGCGGGCGCCAAGCGCAGGGACGGAAAGGUGGGCUCCGACCGCUCCAGUCCCAUCACCAUCAACCAGACGGACAAGGAGAAAGUGGCGGUGUCGGACCAAGAUGCCGCUUCGGGACUAUCCACCUCCCCAAAGUCCAGCCCCACGUCCACCAGUUCAACCAGCCAAUCAGGCCUCAGGCAGCCGGGCUCCAAGUACCCCGAUAUCGCUUCCCCUACGUUCCGCAGAUUGUUUGGCACCAAAGCCAGCAGCAAGGCCAGCUCUCCGGGCACUCCCGACUCUGGCAAGUGCCCCUCAAUACUGGGCAGCCCCCACGGCACACUGGCGAGGCAGGCCAGUCUGGACUCGCCCUCCUCUGGCACGGGGAGCCUGGGCAGCGCUGGUGGCCUGAGUGGCGGCAGCAGCCCGCUGUACGGUAAAACCCCAGACCUGUGCACCGACUCCCCGGCCUCCAGCCCGGCCUCUGGCCUCUCCUUGCCCUCCAACGCUCGGCCCUGGCCGGCCUGUAGCUCGUCAGCCGGCAGCAAGGACACACUGAGCUGCCAAAGCAUGACCAGUCUGCACACCAGCUCUGAGUCCAUUGAUCUCCCGCUGGGCCACCACGGGUCCAAGGUUACACGGACCAGCAGUGUCAAGUCCACCCUGUCUGAGGGCAUUCCUCUUGACAGAAACACGCUUCCCAAAAAGGGACUGAGGUACCCUCCGUCCUCCAGGCAGACGUCCCAUGAGGAAGGGAUGGAGUGGCUGAGGUCCCAUUCAACAGGGGGGCUUCAGGACACAGGCAGCCAGUCCCCACUGUCCCCUCCCGGAGCGUCCUGCACUAACACUGGAAAAUACCACUACUCCAACCUGUUAAGCCCAACCAACAUCUGCCAAUACAACCUACAACCAGGCAGCACCAACAUGAGUCGCUCCAACAGCAUCCCUGCCCAGGACUCCUUUGACCUAUACGGGGAGGGCCAUCCACUGGGUGGCAGCGCAACCUCCUUAGAGGACCGCCCUGGACGCGGAAUCAGCCGAUCCGGCUCCUUCAGGGACAGCACCGAUGAAGUCCAUGGAUCUUCAUUGUCUCUGGUCUCCAGCACGUCUUCAUUGUACUCUGCGACGGAGGAGAAAGCACACUCCGAGGGCCAAACAGUCCAAAAUUCCACGCAAAUCAGAAAGCUGCGUCGGGAGCUUGAUGCCUCUCAGGAGAAGGUGGCGACCCUGACGUCUCAGCUAUCUACCAACGCUCAUCUGGUGGCAGCCUUCGAGAAGAGUCUGAGUAACAUGACCUGCCGCCUGCAGAGCCUCACCAUGACGGCCGAACAAAAGGAGUCUGAGUUGGUUGAGUUGAGGGAAACAAUAGAGACGCUGAAGACCCAGAACACCGACGCACAGACCGCCAUCCAGGUGGCGCUCAAUGGCCCUGACCACCUGCACAAAGACCUGCGCAUGCGACGGCAGCACUCGUCAGAGAGCAUGUCCAGUAUCAACAGCGCAGCCAGUCACUCCAGCAUGGGCAGCAUGGGCAAGGACGCCGAAGACAAAAAGAAGAAGAAGAAGAGCUGGGUGGCCGAUUCUAUCCCGGCUCAGUUGCGCAGCUCCUUCAAGCACGCGUUCAGCAAGAAGAAAACCAAAUCCCAGUCGGCGCAUGACGAGAUGGAGGAGACCAUCGACUCGCUGCCGUCCUCGCCCAAACUGCAGCACAACAACAGGCAAGGCAGCAUCGCCACGCUGCAUUCCUCGCCCUCCACCACCGAUAAGUGUGUUUGCGAAAGCAGGUCCUCCCCCAUUUGGACGCCAAAGAAAAGGCAAAACGGUCAUGUGGUCUACAAGCACCGGUCCCGGCUCUGCGAAUGCACCGAAGCCGAGGCGGAAACCAUCCUCCUGCUGAAGAACGAGCUGAGGGAGAAGGAGCUCAAGCUGACAGACAUCCGCCUGGAGGCGCUCAGCUCCGCACACCACCUCGACCAGAUACGAGAGGCCAUGAACCGCAUGCAGAACGAGAUAGAGGCGCUGAAGGCGGAGAACGAUCGCCUCAAGUCCAGCGGCAACGCCACGCCAACGGCCACGCCCGUCAAGACGGCCCGGCCGCCCUCUGAGACCUCCAGCACGUCCUCGUCCUCCUCCCGCCAGUCCCUGGGGCUGUCGCUCAACAACCUCAACAUCACUGACACCAUCAUGUCAGAUAUUCUGCUGGAUGAAAGCUACGAGGGCAAUUUGCGCAAAGAGGGCCGUAGUGUGCGAAUAGUGGUCACCAUCUGCACCGGACCAUACACCACCAAGGGUACGGAGGGCCAGGCGCACCUUAUUGGGUCCAUAGGUGUGAGCGGGAAAACCAAGUGGGACGUCCUGGAUGGGGUCAUUCGACGCCUCUUCAAGGAAUAUGUGUUUCGGGUGGACCCUCAUACCAGCCUGGGUCUCAGCUCAGACAGCAUCGUCUCCUACAGGAUAGGCGAGGUGGUUCGCUCCCACGCCUCCGAAGUGCCUGAGCUGCUGCCCUGCGGAUACCUGGUGGGCGACAACAACGUCAUCAAGGUCAACCUCAAAGGACUGAAGGAGAACAGUAUAGAUAGCCUGGUGUUUGACACGCUGCUCCCAAAGCCAGUCGUCCAGCGGUACCUCAACCUGCUGAUGGAGCAUCGUCGCAUAAUCCUCUCGGGACCCAGCGGCACCGGCAAAUCCUUUCUGGCCGCCAAGCUGGCCGAGUACAUCAUUUCCCAGAUGGGGCGGCCGGUGACAGAGCACAACGUGGCCAGCUUUAACGUGGAUCAGAAUUCCAGCAAGGACCUGCGUCAGUAUCUGUCCAACCUGGCAGAGCAGUGCAACUCUGAGGAGACGGACACAGAGCUCCCCACUGUGGUGAUCCUGGACAACCUCCACCACAUCGGCUCCCUCAGUGACAUAUUCAACGGCUUCCUCAACUGCAAGUACUACAAAUGCCCUUAUGUUAUUGGGACCAUGAACCAGGGGGUCUCCUCUUCUCCUAACCUUGAGCUACACCACAACUUCAGGUGGGUGCUGUGCACCAACCACACAGAGCCGGUCAGAGGCUUCUUGGGCCGUUUCCUGCGGCGAAAGCUGAUAGAGACGGAGAUCGAUAAGAGCAUGCGCAGUAAUGACCUGAUUAAGAUCAUCGACUGGAUUCCAAAGACCUGGCAGCACCUCAAUGGCUUCCUGGAGGCACACAGCUCCUCGGAUGUCACCAUAGGUCCCCGUCUCUUCCUGUCCUGUCCCAUGGACGUAGAAGGCUCUCGGGUUUGGUUCACCGACCUGUGGAACUACUCCCUGGUGCCCUACCUGCUGGAGGCUGUCAGAGAAGGGCUGCAGCUGUACGGCAAAAGAGCAGCCUGGGAAGAUCCAUCCAAGUGGGUGAACGACACGUAUCCGUGGAUCGCUGCCUCGCUGCAGCUGGACGGCCAGUCGCUUCUCCAGCUGAGGCCGGAGGACGUGGGCUACGAUGGCUACAGCUCGUCCAAGGAGGGAGCCUCGUCCAAGCAGGUGUCCCAGAGUGACACCGAGGGAGACCCACUGAUGAACAUGUUGCUACGGCUGCAGGAGGCAGCCAAUUACUCCAGCACGCAGAGCUGUGACAGCGACAGCACCAGUCACCAUGACGACCAGCUGGACUCCUCUCUGGAGUCGGCGCUAUGAGACCCAGACCCACGUCGGCAGACUGAACCUUCAGGGGAACCUUUAAAUCGCCGCCUGACACCUCCUAUAGCGCACAGAGAUAUAGGAUGUAUGGAAAGUUUCAUUAACCCAAAUGAUAUACCUGCCAUCUGGGGAAAAAAACACAUUUUUACAUUACUAUGGUGCAAUAUUUAAAUUGAGUUAUUAUAUGAUUUGAAGUAUAGCAUCCAACUCAGAUAUGAAGGUCAGCUGGUUAUUUUUUAAUGUAUGUAUAACAUUUUAGAAUACAACUUUUCAUACAUGUGUAGGCAGGACAGGUCUGAUAAGGACAGUAGUUCCUCUGAAGUUGACUUUAAAGGAUUGAAUUGAAUUCAUGCCCAGCCAUGACAAAUAACAGAUUGCGGAUGUGUUAAAAAAAAGAGAGAAAGCCCAAAGUUUGAACUGGAUUAUUGUUCUUUUAUUAUAUUAUAAUUAUUAUUAUUUGCAGAUAUAUCUUCAAAUGUUUACAAAGGUGGUGGGCGGGAGGUAGUUCUGUUGUUUAUAACUUGUUUACAGAGGUGCUUCUCGUACACACACACACACACACACGUAUGCUUAGACACAGGCAGCAGGAGGAUACUGUCUUUUAAUCGGAGCCCCCCCCCCCCCCCCCCCCC
Messenger RNA from Pungitius pungitius (ninespine stickleback), 8105 nucleotides. It is a transcript of the gene nav3, whose product is annotated as neuron navigator 3. Gene Ontology annotation, molecular function: ATP binding; ATP hydrolysis activity; protein binding. Gene Ontology annotation, biological process: neurogenesis; nervous system development. The transcript has 41 exons. The record is from RefSeq and is a predicted model, not a curated record. The coding region runs from base 199 to 7470 and encodes 2423 amino acids. NCBI's taxonomy places the organism in Eukaryota, Metazoa, Chordata, Actinopteri, Perciformes, Gasterosteidae.